AAAAAUUCCUGUUGUACCUCUAUUGAAUAUCUUUGAUAAAAAACACCUCUUGUUUUCCAGCCGGCACAUCUAGUUUCACUUUCAAAAAUAAAACCGUUUAGAAAUAGAAAAGCGUUCGCCAUGAUCCAAGCGUAAAUUAAAAAUACGUUGAUUUCACGGGCAGUUGUAUUUGAGUUUAGCACGUGUUUUAUGAGGUUUUAAAGUUAAAUUUAAAUGUCGCUUGCUGAUAUUACUGGUUUAACAUUCAUUAUAGAAACUUAGUAUAAAAUUAUACUACGUUUGCGCACCAGCGAAACCAAUAAUAAAAACGAAAUGUCCUGCGGUCCGUUAAGUAGAAAUAGUUAAUUUCCCAAAAUUGAAAUUGUAUUUAUGACAUGUGUUAAUACUUUUGUUUUAGGGGUUUGAAACUUUGCUGCAGGAAUCUAACGAAAUCACUUACAGAGUUGUGCUGGCUGGGUUAGAUAACGGCUACGUUUACUCUGGUUAGAAAAACACUUUGCAACAACUCUAACGGAAAUGGCUAAAAAUACGAUUUAAAGCAAAUUUAAAUUUGUUUUCUUAAAAGCUAACAAGAGUGUAAGUCAUGACCGCAUACGACGUAGCAUAUAAAGUUUUUCUGUCUCUAAUACUUGUCUUGUCUGUAAUGUUAAACACAACUGCCUGCUAUACUAUCUUGAUUAAAGUAAAAAAAAAAGAGUUAGCGCAUUUAUUUAUUCUAAGCAUCUCAUUUACAAAUUUGAUGGAAUCAAUAAUUGGAGUACUACCUCAUGUAAUAACCUCAGGAGAAAUUUUAUCAGGAAGUAACUCAUUGUGCAUAGCAAGCGGUUUUGCAGUGUUUGGAUUCGCAAUAACAAGUAUUUCUCAUUUAUGUAUACAUUCGUUAAACCGAACUGUGGCUAUAAUAUAUCCAAUUUAUUAUUUUAAAUAUCGAAAACGCUUCUGGUACAGAUCAGCUUUAAUAUCACUGUGUUACGCUUAUGGAUUUAUGUGGGCAAGUUUUCCUGCAAUUGGUUGGUCCAAAUACAACUUAGAUGUUGAUAAAAAACGCUGUUCAUUAGAUUGGAAAUUGACUCGAUCAAACUCUCUGUCUUAUAUUUUGUCAGUUCUAAUAUUCUGCAACAUAUUCCCAGGAAUUCUAAUAGUAAUUGGGUUAUUUAGAAGCAAGAAAGUAAUUUAUCGCCGAAGAACUCGUAGUCUCGGACAAAAGGAUGAUAAUCAAACUGAUUUUUUGGAGAAACAUUAUUUGAAAGUAUUUUCGUUGUCUAGUGCAAUGUUUUUUGUAACAUGGACACCUUACGCUCUAGUCAGCAUUUUAGCAUUGCUAAAGAUUGCUCCUCCUCCUUUGCUGGUAACAACUUCAGCUUUGUUAUCGAAACUAUCCACUGUUUCUAAUGUUCUUGUUAACUGCUUUAUCAAUAAAUCAUUUAAAAAACACGUGUUUAGCAUAAGAUUUAUUCAAGACAUAACAAAAAAAGGAAGUGAAUUGAGAAAAACUGCCUAUGUUAUAUUUUUAUAUAAAGACUAAUCUCUUAGUUAGUAUAUCGUUACUUGAGAAAUAACAUAAACUUAUAUUAAAGCCAAUUCGAUACAAUUUCAAUGAUUACAUUGUUUAACCGACAAAACAACGUUGAUUAAACGCUGAAUGUGCGACAACGCUGGUGUGACAAAUUUUACCUUUUUUUAAUAUUGGCAAAAGCGUUAAAUAUAUUUAACAAGACAGUUACUUUCCACGGUGGUUUAGUAAUGCACUUUUAACACGCGCAUGCGUCAUAUUUUGUUCAAACGUUUGUAAACAAAAUCAAUCGCGAUUAAAAGGGAUUUCUUACUAAAGUUGUAUACACUUCAAACUUUAAUUAUUUGUAGAUAAUGCUAAAUUAUUUUUAAGAAAUUAUGUCAAAAAAAUAUUUUAGGUAUGGUAGAUUUUACCAAAGUUAUCACCUAAAUAAUUUUAGAAGGAGAAAAGAUGUGGAACUAAAGUGAAACUUUGUUGUUUUUCUGGGAAAGUUUAACAUGUGCUAACAUUAUGGUCUAUAUUUUAAAGUUGUAAAUUUUUU
Messenger RNA from Hydra vulgaris (swiftwater hydra), 2054 nucleotides. Its product is annotated as pinopsin. Lineage: Eukaryota; Metazoa; Cnidaria; Hydrozoa; Anthoathecata; Hydridae. Gene Ontology annotation, cellular component: plasma membrane. Gene Ontology annotation, molecular function: G protein-coupled photoreceptor activity. Gene Ontology annotation, biological process: G protein-coupled receptor signaling pathway; phototransduction; cellular response to light stimulus. The record is from RefSeq and is a predicted model, not a curated record.